CUCCUGCGGCACCUGGCUCUAAAAUCGACAGCCGCAUCGCUCUCGUGAGAGUAUCGUUGACCACGUCUGCAUGACGUCAGAGCAAAUAAUGAUGUAUUUAAACAUUGAAGAUUUAUACUCAAUGAUGUAAAGUUUGGAGAGAGGUCUUGGUAUUUUAUCAAUUUCAAACAUAUCCAACUUACUAAUAGUGUACCAGCCUGUGUUGGUUUAUGGGCAGCGCAUCAUUUAAAUAAGUCAUAUCUGUCUGAGACAUAUUUGUAGUAUUUGAUAUGGGUUACUGGUGCGUUUCUUGUUUAUCUGUCUAUAAUGGGACAUUUUCUGUUAAAGAAAAGUAAAAAAGAAAAACGGCGGCGGUGUAUCUGUCGUGCGUCGACGUCGGACUGACGUAAUUUCUCCCCGGCCUGUCAUUGGUUUAUAUCGCCCCAUCGGUUCUCCGGCAGUGGCCAUGUUUGUUGAUGUGUCAUAUCAAAGUGACUUGUUGGGGCUAUCAGCUGGUGAGGUCGAAAUCCCAAAGUUAUCUCUGAUCCCGGUUCUCUGGUUCCGCAUCAUGGAGUUUACGCAUUCGAUUUGAACCAGAGAGGGACCAUGGAACAUCCUGGUCCUGCGUCAGAUACACACAUGAUGGAAGGAUCAGAGGUGGAGUCGGUGUCAGAGGGGUUGCACCCGGCGAAUCAGCCUCACAGCAGCGCAUCUGACGUAAACCAGGAGGAACACAUCUUUCAUAACACUGCAGAUGUGGCAGAAAAGUGCAGUCAGGCCGAAGAUGAAGCAGAGCCUGCCAGUGAAUUAAUCAAUGCUACGACGGAUGUACCGACCGACAUAAAGACAAAGUCGGGACCGCAAACAUGCAGUCAGGAACAUGAAGAGGGGAGUGAGCUGGCUGCUGAUGACGGCAGUGAUAGAAGUGCAGUUCCCGUGGAUGGCGGGAUACCUUCACUUUCAAAUGAGGCUGGAGGAGCUGUUGUAGCCCCCAUCACCACUUUGGAUGAUGUGGUAGAAAGCUCUCCUGUUCUUGAAGGAACAAUAAUAACCAAGUUGACCUUUAAUGAAGUGAAGGAUUCUAAUGCCACCACUCCAGACAGCAACGAGCAGCCAUCUGUCUUGAUUAGAAAUUGUUCCUCAGAGCCAUCGCCUGCUGAUGAUAGUGGUUCAGCUGAGAGUCCAUCAUCCUUUUCUCUCCAAAGUGCUUCCAAGAACUCCUCAACCGACUCGACAACCACCUCUGGGUUCUGUAAUGGCCCUUCUACGCCCAGUUCCGACACUGUCAGCUCCUCCCUUGCAUCCAGCCCACAAACCAGUGCCAAAACCUCAGCCCCCUCACAUCCAUUGUUAAGUCCGUAUGACACUGAUUGCAGCCGAAAGCUUAUCUCCCAAAUCCAGCGUUCGCUGUCACAGGAGUCACUGCUGGAUGAGCUAGAGUCAGAGCUCUUGGCUUGUCAGCUGCCUCAAGGGGAGAGUGGAGGUGAGGGGAAAGGGAGCCCACCCAUCAAUGGACUCCCUACAACCGAAGAGGACUGCAUGGUAGCCUUUGAGAAGUGUGUGCAAUACAAGUAUACACAGCAAGAGAAGUCCAUUAAUAGGCUACUUGAGGAGAACAAGAGGCACCAGGAGCUGAUCCUGGGUAUCUGUUCAGAGAAGGACGACAUGAGGGGAGAGCUGAAAAAGAGGGCAGAGACAGAAAAGCAACACAUGGCCACCGUUAAAAAGUUGGAGGGCAGGGUGGAUGAGCUGCUGAAAGAACUUAAGGAGUCACGGGACAAACUGAUUCUCCAGGACCAGGCAGCAAAGGCCGCCCUCCAGCAGAUACAAAAGGACAUGUCCUCCAGGCUUGAACAGGUGGGCAAGAAGUGUGACGAGGCACGCCAAGAGAAGGAGGCCAUGGUGAUGAAAUAUGUGCGGGGGGAGAAAGAGGCCCUCGACCUGAGGCGAGAUAAGGAGGGUUUGGAGAAGAGGCUGAGGGAAGCCACCAAGGAGGUAGACCGCCAGGCCCUCAGAGGAAACCAGCUGGCCCAGGAUAAAGGUCGUCUGCAGCAGCUGUAUGACGCUAAGGAAGGCGAGGUGAGCAGGUUGACUCGAGAGGUGGAAAAGUUGAAGGAGGAGAUCAACUCUCAUCUCAUCAAGGUCAAAUGGGCCCAGAACAAACUGAAGAGUGAGGCGGAUGCACACAAGGAAACUAAAGACAAACUUAGGGAGACCACUUCCAAAUUGGCGCAGGCCAAAGAAGAGACUGAACAGAUCCGCAAGAACUGCCAGGACAUGAUCCGAACAUACCAGGAAUCGGAGGAAAUCAAGUCCAACGAGCUGGAUACUAAACUGAGGGAGACCAAAGGAGAGCUGGAGAAACACAAGCAGGAACAAACAGGCCAAUUAGAGAUACACCGAGUGAAGGCCAAGGAGCUGGAUGACUUGAAAAGGAGUUACAAAGAGGGCAUGGAUGAGCUCAUUACUCUUCGAACCAAGUUAAAGUGUCUAGAAGACGAGCGUCCACGCUGGGAGGACGAGCUGAGCAAGUACAGGGAGAUCAUCAACCGGCAGAAAGCUGAGAUCGGGCGGCAGAGAGAAAAGGUGGAAGAUAUCACUGCACUCCAGGAGCAGCAUGAACGUGAUAAACAGGAGGUCACGUCUCUUCGUGAGGAAGUGGACGGCAUGUCCAGCCAGAUGGCUGACCUCCAGCAUGACGUACACGGCAGCAGAGAGCGUGAGGCUGAGUUAUUGGGCUACACUGAGAAGCUGAGCAGCAAGAAUGCCCAGCUCCAGUCUGAGAGCAACUCACUGCAGUUUCAGUUGGAUCAGCUCAACAGCAGCUUGACAGAGCUCCAAGCAAAGCUGGAGGAGACCAACAGGCUUCUAGAUGACAAGUCACGGCUGCUGAAACGGGAAGAGGUGCUGAGGCAACAGGAGGUGCAGGGCCUGCAGGAGGAGCGGGCAGCAUUGCAGACAGAAGUGGCUCAGCUAAAAAACAGUGUUGAAGAGCUGAGGGAUGAGCUGGUGACUCGGAAAAGGAAACAAGCUGCCAACAUCAAAGACCUCACAAAACAUCUAACACAAGCCCGUAAGAGACUGGAGCAGGUUGAGAACGGAGGCUACGACCGGGAUGCCAGCAGUAUGGGCAGUCGCUCAAGUUCCUCAGGUACUCCUCCUGGAUUUGGCUCCUUGAAUGUGCGCCAUGUUGUUGACGAGCGGUCUCCAGAGAGCCAGUCCGGUUCCUCGGUGGUGGUCGUGGACAGCUUCCCAGAGGUCGACAAGACCGUGCUCGUGGACCGCAUUGUGCGUCUGCAAAAGGCCCUGGCGCGCAAGCAGGAAAAAAUCGAGUUCAUGGAGGAUCACAUCAAGCAACUGGUGGAGGAGAUCCGCAAAAAGACCAAAAUUAUCCAGAGCUAUGUGCUAAGAGAGGAGUCGGGGGCCCUCUCAUCAGAGGCGUCGGACAUUAACAAAGCCCUUCUGGGCCGGCGGGGAGGCAUCAUGGCUUCGCUUUACACCUCGCACCCAGCGGACAGCGGGCUGACCCUGGACCUGUCGCUGGAGAUCAACAGGAAGCUGCAGGCUGUGUUAGAAGACACGCUGCUGAAGAACAUUACUCUGAAGGAGAAUCUGCAGACUCUGGGGUCCGAGAUCGAGAGGCUCAUAAAACAGCAGAGAGAUCCUGAGGAUGGAGUAAGGAGGAAGUGACAAAGCCAGGAAGAAGGAAAUAAAGGACCAAUAACUACUUAAACUGCCAACACGGCAUUUUUUUGAAGGGACAGGAAAAUGUAAGAUGUGCACACACAUUCUCCCAACACAUAGAAUGUUUUAAGUGCCAGUAGCAACUCCGGCUGCUUUUUGGAAGACCUCUUGAACUCUGUCCAUUUGGUAAAAGUGUGUGUGAACUUUCUUGUACUGUUAUUCCAUUCACAUUGUAACACCUCCGGCAACACAACAGAUCUUCCUCUGGCUAACGUGCUGAGCCUCGCCAAGAUAAAACUCUUCAGGCCAGUUGCUUCAAGCUUGAAAGUCUAACUGUCUUGUCAACUAGUUGAUGCCAUAAUUAUGAAUGUAGAGCAAAGUCUACCAGGGAAGUAGUUAAAAAAAGACAAACACUGAUUUGCCAAUGAAUCCAUCCCAUAAAGGAGACAUUUGUCCCCUCACAGCUCUGUCCACAGUACAGUAACUCCUCUGAAAUAAGAUGAUCGUCGGCCAGCAUGGUCCCGAUAUCCGUCUGCCAAUAAGCCAAAUGUAUUUUUGUAAAGCUGCUUCUUCAGCAUCCCAACACAGCACUCCAAGAAGUAAAAGUGAAGAAGAAGAAAAAACAAACGCGUCGACCCUGGCUUGUUGGGGAUCUUGUGUGCCACAUUUUUUUUUUCCAGCAACUUUUGCGCUGCACAGCACUUACGGGCCGAGACACGCCCAUCUGUGUGACACCGGUGCUCCACUGAAGGAAGCACACGGCUCUCUUUGCAAUGUUUAAUGCAGCAAACAGCACUAUGCCAUCAGCGUGGAAGUAUCCCAAUGUUAAGCUGUGUUAAAAACAAAAAGUAGUUGAAAUUUAGUGGCCAUUUUGAAUGUGAUUUUUCUUUCUUUUGUUUCUUGGUUUCUUUCCAUUUUUAUUUUUAUCGUGCAUAUUCACUGAAAGCUUUCUUAGAAUGUUUGGCCUUUUUGCUUUUAAUUUUAAAUAAUGAAUACCUAGAAUAUUGCUACCUUUCCUUUACUGAUCUGAAUGAGUAGUACCAACGGGCAAUGACUUCUCCUCAUCAGACAUGAGCAUGUCAAGCGGUUUGUUUCAGCAUCAAUAGCAUUCCUGAUAUCAAACUGUGGACACGGAGCUAAUAACCCCUCGUAGACACUUUCUUUGCACCGUGUGCGCAAUAUGAUCUGGUGAGAGGGAAGAGACAAAAAUGUUCAGGUUCUUUUAUCACACUUUUUUCUUUUCUCGUGUCACUUCGUCCGUUGAAGUAAAUCAAGUGUAGAAGAAUCAGACGGACAGGAGAUCUGUAGCUGUAGCUCAGGAAAGCCAAUGGAACCUACAGAAAUAUAUCCAGGGACAAAGUGCAAUGCUGUUCCUUUUUGUUAGUUUUUUUAUUUCUAUCUUGUCGUCUUUUGUUUUGUUCUGAAUGCGUUUGUUUGCCAGUAUACUGUUUUAUGUGUCUGUUUUUAUGCUUGUGUAAGUGCGACUGUGCAGGUGUUUGAAUAUUUAGUGUCCAACUUGUGUGUGUGUGUGUGUGUGAGUCUGCGUGCAUGGCUGCAUGUGUGCCUUUUUUUUUUUUUAUAUAUAUAUAACCUCUCAAGCUUUUACGUUUACACCUUGUGAACAUGCUUCAGCUCUCUGAGCUUAUAAGAUUUCAACAGACUUACUGUGAAGUUUGUUUCAUCCAGAGGAGUACUGGUACACUUGAUUUGCAUUUAGACCAGAAUAUGUCAGACACACACACACCUGCAGCAGCUUCUGUCUCUCAUUCACAGAUCAGUUCAGUCUACCGCAUACACAAUAUUAAUGGUAUGAAGCAACUAGCUUGAUUGAACAAUAUUAAAGUGUCCUCGGUCUUCAUCUGAUCCGAUUGCAGAAGCUGUCCCAAAGCAUAAACCUCCAUCUCUUUAUUUACCCAAUCAGAAACGUGCUUUUAUGGGUCAUGAAUGGUUGCAGGUUGAUCCCCUUCCCGUACACCCUGAGGCUGCGUUGAAAUGGCCCACGGUGUGAACAGAGAUGAAAGUUUCCAGGAUUGAAGUCAUGGAGUCCUUAAUGCCUUGCUCUGCGUUUGAUGUACCGCUGCUUUUACUUCAUCCAAACUGAUUUUUCUUCUUUUUUUUUUUGCGAGGUGGGAUCAGCAUGUAAACGUACAGACGGCACACCUGGAGAUUACAUCUAGAUUCUCCUUGAUAUUGAAACUUGGUAGCCUUUUAACCUCGGAAAGGUUGCAGUUUAGGGUUUCUAUCAUGGCAGUUUAUUAUUUCAAAACGAAAAAUAAUCUGGAUGCUUUCAUGCACCUUAAACAAUGGGCAAAUGAGCUGCUGCUGACUAGGCGCAAAUCAUCGUGUGUUUCGUUGAUUUCUUUACAGGCAGUAAAAAUAUCCAAGAUUUCACACAUUUCCACAGCCUUGAACGAAGCCAUGCUGCAGCAUUGUGUCAAUAAUACAUUAAUCAUGUUUCCCUAUAUGGAUAUGAUGAAAUGGAGUUUAGUGUAUGUGUGUGUGUGUGUGUGUGUGUGUGUGUGUCUCUGUGUGUCAAGGUGAGAGAUUUAAAUUGCAAGUUUGUCAUUUUUCCUCCUGCUGUGCAAUGAUUUCCCCUUUCCCUGUUUUGUGGAAUAUUCAAACUGUGAUUAUAAUAUACAUUUUGUAAAUAUGUCAUUCUGUAAAAUGAUGAGUUGUUUUUAAAAAAAGAAAAAACGCGCUGAUUCUGGAUUAUGUUUGUGUGUAUAUAUGGUGUUUCCAGGGAAUAAAAAGAGAUGAGUCUUAACUUUCUCGUGACUGUCCCA
Cyclopterus lumpus (lumpfish) is the source of this 6446-nucleotide messenger RNA. RefSeq names its product coiled-coil domain-containing protein 186 (gene ccdc186). Gene Ontology annotation, biological process: vesicle cytoskeletal trafficking. The transcript has 16 exons. Gene Ontology annotation, molecular function: small GTPase binding. NCBI's taxonomy places the organism in Eukaryota, Metazoa, Chordata, Actinopteri, Perciformes, Cyclopteridae. The coding region runs from base 586 to 3669 and encodes 1027 amino acids. The record is from RefSeq and is a predicted model, not a curated record. Gene Ontology annotation, cellular component: trans-Golgi network.